UGUCAUGGUAGUCCCCCUGUUGGCUUUCUUUAUGGUAAAGUGAGUUUAUAUUAAGUUUAUUUUAAUUUAUAUACUGUCACACUUUUCUAGUUUUCAACAGUUCUCUCGAUGGUGUAGUUGGUUAUCACACCCGGCUGUAAUGUUCAAGAUACCGGUUGGUCGCUAGUUCGAAUCUGGCUCGAGAGAUUUUUUUGUUUUAACUUGGUUAUUGACUGACAUUCGUCAAUCAGUUGUCGAAUAAAAUGAUUUGGUUUUUCUUUUUUUUUUUUGUUAUUAUUAAUUAUUCAGCAUGUUUCUAUUCAAUUUUUUUUUUGUUUUUGUACUUUUUUUCCACGACCUCAACUAUUAUUUUUUCCUUGUUUGUUUAUGUUACGUUUUUCUUUGUUUACUUUAUCCUCCUAACAUUCAAGUCCUUAUCCUUCUCCCAUUCUCAUUCAGGAAUUGACUGCCUCCCAUACAAUUUGCAUUUUUCUUUUUCUUUUUUUUUUCUUUUUCUUAUUGUUAUUGUUACUGCCUUGAGUGGCUCUCUCUCUUUCAGCUUGUUCGACAUCAUGGGCAUGUUUGCCAUUCCUCAAUUUUUUUCUUCGCGUUCAUCUGCUUCUUCGCAGCAUCCAGAUUUUUAUUCUUUACAAAUUCAUACUCAUGGGACUUGGCUUCCUACAUUUACCUCCGAUUUGCGAGUAGAAUAUACUAUCAUUCCGCUUGUUAAUAAAAAUCCUCUUCCUCUUUCUUUGCUCCAUCUAUUUCUCUGUCCCUUUGCCAUUCCCCGUCUUUCUUUUCGUCUGCAUACUACAGAGGGUGUAUGUCUCCUUGAGCUUAUCCACGAGCCGGGCUCGUCUUCAAUAUCUGCUUAUUUGAAUAGGCAAGACGAUUGCUGUUCAGAACCUCGUUUCCGUUUUUCUUGCAUCGAGGAGCUCCUUCACUUGUCGGCUUCUUUGGGCGACUCUUCUACAAAUCCUUCUCACCCCAAAGAACAUCCAUCAAUUAUUUCUCUUUCUGACAAUUCUUCGUCCUCGACACCUCCUUAUUCUUCAGGCUCUGAUUUCUCGUCUUCGUCUGACGCAUCCUUUGAUUACACUACUCUCGCAAAUACAACGGACCCUCUUGUCUCUCUUGAUCUUAUAGAUGACUCUUUUUCUUUGAGUAUUUUUGAUGCAAACCAAGUAGCAAAAGCCGUGCUGGUGCUGGAUUUGCAUGUUCCCAUCUUUCGUGAUUUUCUUUCUCUGGAGAAAUACAUCCCGUUAUCCUUCCUACCUUCUAAUUUUGAUAUUAGUCUUUCCUUUUUGUCUCCGAAUUCUUCCCCUCAAUGCAACAUGCAACUAUCAGUGAACCAGGUCGACUCCGGCAAUCCUAAAUCUACACUAACACGAAUAAAAUCGAUUGAAAAAGGAAAACGUGAAAUCCUUUCUGAAGACGGACGGAAAACUAUAUCUUGGCCGUCCUUUUCGAUGUCUGAUUUAACUUACAAACAUGGUCCUCAAUUACGAUUGUACGAAAAACCUCUUUCCGUAUGGCGCCCAGAAAGCUCUCUAUGUACUCUUAUGGCCGAUAUUCAAACAAUUCCCUUAAACCAAGAAGCUUCCUUGUUUGAAAUCUCUUGCAAACUUACUUUUGCUUGCGAGUCACUAAAAUUCUUUAAACAUUUUCCUUCUUCUUCAACUUCUCAAAUGUCAUCAUCGUCCCCUGCUACCAAGUUGAAACCGCGGUUUUUUAUGCUUGUCUCCGAAUCCUUCAUUAGCCAAGAUUUAUCAAAGUUAGGCCCUCUCCGACUCAUUGGUACGGAUCCACCUGAUUCCACAAACGUUGAUUUAAAAGGCUUUCGUAUAUGCGAAUUCGAGGCGGUCUUCCCAUUUACUAGCUGUUCAUAUUCGUUUGUGUUCCAACAGGUCCUUGAAUCCGGUGCAAAGGCGUAUGUGCCAAUGCUUUUGUCUCCACUGCCAUCUUCCUGUAGCCUUAGGAUUGAACGACCUCCUUUCCCUUGUGAAGUCGUUGUUCCUGGUGCCGCGAUUACUGACUCAUGGAUCCCUGACAAUUCAAAACAAUUGAAUGUUCUCUCUUAUCAAAGGAAAAGUUCUAAUCCUUGUGUACGACCAUUCCAGUUUCAAGUCAGCAAGUUACCCUCAUUUUCUAGUCCCAAAUUCCCCUGGCCUAAAAAGUAUACGUGGAUCAGUUCUUCCACGCUUUCAAUUCAGCCCUCUGAUGGUGGUAUGGAUGUUUUGCUAUCCAUGAAUAUUGUUUCUUCCAUAAAACCAGGAAAGGAACUCAUUCGCAUUGUUCAGCCUAAAUAUUCCUCAUUAAGUUGGGGCAUGGUAAACGGCCAUCCAAAAACAGAACAUCGAAUGGUUCUUUUUGAAAGUGGUGAAGUCGUAGUGUUCCAAGGAAAUUAUCCAACUUCUUCCAUCGACAUUUGCUGGAGUAUUAAAUCUGUGUAUGAAAAGUGCUCAAACUUCACAUCUAUUAAACUCUCAAUUCCUGCUCCCAAUGUACCCUCUCUUGUCCCAACUAUUGUUCACAUUCAAUCCACCUCUUAUUCUCUGGCUGGUUACAUUGAUCCUAAUAGCAAACGAACAAUACUCAAACAGCCUGUUUCUGUCACUCAAUUGGCAUGGAAUAAUCAAACCAUUUCCGAUUUAAUUCUUUACUAUGAACUUGAAGACCAAAGUCAUGAUGAAACAAAUGUACUAAUUAAUAAUUAUGAAAAUGUUGUCAUUCCGGCGCCUAGCACUUGGCAGAAUUUCUGUUCCUAUUCACAAUUUUUACUAUUGAUUCUAAGCUGUCUCGGAAUUCUAUUACUAUUAGUUUAUCAAAUGACCUUACCACUUGAACCUGCAAUUGAUCAAGCCUCGUUUUUAACUACACCUUUACCAAAGAACUUUGAGAAACAUGAUGAUUUGAAAAGUCUGCAAAUUAAACUCUUACAAGUUCAAGCAGUCAAUCAGAAACUGCAGGAGCAGUAUCGAACAGUGACAAAGGAAGUACACAAAACUGUAUCUGUUACUAGUUGCACAAACACUGAAUAUAUUACCUCGCCGACGAGAUUGUCCAGUUUAGAGCUAGAAAAGCAGCAGUUUCAAAAUGCGUUUGGAUUUUUGCGUUUCAACAAAAAACACGAUGCAACGAGUUGAAAAAUUUUAACUGGAUAUAAUAACUUUUAUUAAUUUAUAAUGUAUAAUAGUAAUAGUAUACGCAAUUAAUUUAAUUAACUUCAUUCCUUGGUCAUAUACCCUA
Messenger RNA from Schizosaccharomyces octosporus yFS286, 3228 nucleotides. RefSeq lists its product as uncharacterized. The transcript is spliced from 4 exons. Lineage: Eukaryota; Fungi; Ascomycota; Schizosaccharomycetes; Schizosaccharomycetales; Schizosaccharomycetaceae. The record is from RefSeq and is a predicted model, not a curated record. Bases 552 to 3125 code for a protein of 857 amino acids.